Molecule: messenger RNA, 1804 nt
Organism: Gopherus flavomarginatus (Mexican gopher tortoise)
Lineage: Eukaryota; Metazoa; Chordata; Testudines; Testudinidae
Gene: ELOVL2
Product: ELOVL fatty acid elongase 2
Exons: 8
Coding region: 137-1030 (297 amino acids)
Biological process (GO): fatty acid elongation, polyunsaturated fatty acid; sphingolipid biosynthetic process; fatty acid elongation, monounsaturated fatty acid
Cellular component (GO): endoplasmic reticulum membrane; endoplasmic reticulum
Molecular function (GO): fatty acid elongase activity
Source: RefSeq, a predicted model, not a curated record
GACAAGGUAGAGAAGGAGCUGAGUGAGAGCGCGGAGCGAGCGGCGGGCGGAAGGGAGCUGGAUACCCUGGACAGCGCAUUGCUUCUCUCGCCCGCCACAGCGCCCGCCUGGCCACCGCACCCCUCCCGUCCGCAGCAUGGAGCAGCUGAAGGCUUUGGACUGGGAAAUAAACAAAUUUGUGGAUUAUAUGUUUGGGCCUCGAGAUUCCAGGGUCAGAGGAUGGUUCCUGUUGGAUUCUUACCUACCCACAUUUUUCCUUACUGUAGUAUAUCUACUUUCCAUAUGGCUGGGUACCAAGUUUAUGAAGAACAGGCCUGCAUUUUCUCUCAGGGGUCAUCUUAUUAUGUAUAACCUUGGAGUUACAGUGCUUUCCUUGUACAUGCUCAUAGAGCUUAUGCUGUCCAGUUGGGAAGGAGGCUAUAACUUACAGUGUCAGAACCUUGUCAGCGCAGGAGAAGCUGAUAUCCGGGUGGCCAAGGUGUUGUGGUGGUAUUAUUUUUCCAAAGUAAUUGAAUUCAUGGACACUAUUUUCUUUGUACUGAGGAAGAAAAACAGUCAAAUUACUUUCCUUCAUGUAUACCACCAUGCCACUAUGUUUAACAUCUGGUGGUGUGUUCUGAACUGGAUCCCUUGUGGACAAAGUUUCUUUGGACCCACUUUGAAUAGUUUUAUCCAUGUUCUCAUGUACUCCUACUAUGGAUUUUCUGUCAUUCCUUCCAUGCGCAAGUAUCUGUGGUGGAAGAAAUACCUCACUCAGGCACAACUGAUUCAGUUUCUGCUCACCAUUAUCCACACUCUUAGUGCUGCUGUGAAGCCAUGUGGAUUUCCAUUUGGUUGCCUCAUGUUCCAGUUUUCAUACAUGGCCACACUGGUUAUUCUGUUUAUAAACUUUUAUAUUAAGACAUACCAGAAAAUGCCUUCAAGAACCGAUAUGAAGAAGGUCCCUCCUGUGACAGAAAUCAGGAAUGGUUUCCAUAAAGACUACUUCACUGCAGCCAAUGGGGUUCUGAACAAUAAGAAAGCACAAUAAGUACAGUAACUCAAUACUACAUUGUAGUAUUUUUCCACUUUUUCUAAAUUAAAAAAAAGACAGUUACAAGACACAGUUUUAGUGUAAACUCGGACUCAGUUUGGUUACAUUUAUCAGGUCUUUGUACCAGACAUUUAUUAAUGUAUUGCUAUUUAGAUUUUAACAGUGUGUAGCUUUAAGUGCUUUGUCCAAGAUCACCAUCAAAAUGAGAACGGCCAUGUGAGGCAUCAUCCCCUUCCCACAUGUAAAAAAGGUACAUUCGUCAAUCUCUAAUGUUGACACAAUGCCUUACAAAAACAUUUCACUGGGAAACCCAAAGAGUGGUCACAUUUUCAUGGUAGCCUUCAAAAGGUAGGGUUUUAUUCAGACUAAAAGGUUUGGGCACAUCCUAUGUACAUGGAGGGUCUCCAGAAUACCUGUGUCAUGCUCUGCUGACUUAAGCUGAAAGGCAGUGAGUGGUCAACCUGUUUUGACUAAUUUAGUCAAGACCACUUAUGGAAAUCAACAGGAUAGAUAAUUCAUACCAGUGCUUGACUCCAUUAGCACCCCUGUUCUGCCCCUUCACAGCCUCUCUCAAAACACACUCCAUCGUGUGUCAGUCCCGAGGACAUCAAACCUCCCUCCAUCAUCAUAGAAAUUUUUAUUUCAGGAAAAUAAUGCAACUAAUGGAACAAUAAUUAGUGUCAGUCCCUGUGCCCCACAUUUACAAUUUCAGCAUGCACAGAAAUAUGCACCACACAUUUGCUUUAUGCACAUAGGGCCUAGUCCAAAAAA